Messenger RNA from Contarinia nasturtii (swede midge), 3916 nucleotides. RefSeq names its product cytosolic carboxypeptidase Nna1 (gene Nna1). Bases 63 to 3638 code for a protein of 1191 amino acids. Gene Ontology annotation, molecular function: metallocarboxypeptidase activity; zinc ion binding. NCBI's taxonomy places the organism in Eukaryota, Metazoa, Arthropoda, Insecta, Diptera, Cecidomyiidae. The record is from RefSeq and is a predicted model, not a curated record. Gene Ontology annotation, biological process: proteolysis. The transcript has 17 exons.
GAACAUACUAUGAAUUUAAAUACGAAAACUUUGGAACAAUUGAUUUUGGUUUGUACUUGGAAAUGGAUGCCUUGAUCAACGAGGACUUAUCGGAAGGAUUCCUAGGUAGCUUCCUUUCAAAUAAUCUGAAGACCACUCAGCUGGAAGUGAAUACUGAUUUGCAAACAUCACGAGCGAUAGCUCGUCUGAAGGAGCCACGCAAUCUGUUUGCCUUGCCAAAAGAUAAGGACAAUGAGUGUUCACAGCAGACCGCCCGAUGGCCUGCCGAAUGUCAAGUUCUGGACGAUCGAGUCUAUCACAUUGCAUAUGUUCCACCAGCACCUGAGCCGUACUAUAAAUUCACCGGCCAAGAAAUCCAACCACGGCCAGUUGGCGAAGAAAAUGGUGCAGUCGUUUUUUACUAUAAUCCAAUAAGUGCCGUAAAUUAUAAUUCAUUAGACGAAUGUCAAGAGAAUGUGCCAGCAAAAAAAUCACGUCGUCAUCGUCGGCGUACACGUUCCGAUGAUAGCUCAAAUAGUUCAUCAGACGGUGAGUGCUUGUCGGACGAUUCUUGCGAAAAAAACGAUGAUGCACUCCCUGAUUAUGAAAACGGUAAGCAUACAUGCGAGCUAAACAGUGAAGAUAUGCUGAACAUCGAUGUACUGGCCAAUUCAUCGUCGACUAUGACGACGGCGACGACGACGACGACGAUGGCUACACCACCACAUUUUGAUUGCAAUGCCAAUAAAACACUCAAUAAAAUCAAUAGAGAAAGCAAAAGUGUCAGCGGCACCAACUUGUCACCAUCGACACAAAUUGAUAACAAUAUGGCACCUGCACCGACACUGGCACUGUUAAAUACCAAACAUAAUUCCAAAAACACUAGCAACAACAAUAAUAAUAAUAUCAACAUUUCAUAUUAUAAAUCAUUUGGGGAUUGUCUUAAUAUGACACAGUUUAGCCGCUCGUGUGUUGGAAGCUCCAAGUAUUUGAUGAACGCACAUCUGAAUGUCGUGUCUGAUGAUGAUUUAGUGUUCGAGUCACGCUUCGAAUCCGGCAAUCUAGCAAAAGCCAUAAAAAUUACGCCCGUUUACUAUGAAUUAUACUUGCGACCAGAUUUAUACACCAACAGGCAUAUGCAAUGGUUCUAUUUUCGUGUCACCAAUGUGAAGAAGGGUAUCACGUACAGAUUAUCGAUCGUGAAUUUAGUGAAAUCGGGUAGUUUGUACAAUGAAGGAAUGCGGCCGCUCAUGUACUCGGAAAUCGAUGCAAAAGAAUCAAAAAUCGGUUGGCGACGUUGUGGAGAGAAUAUUGCAUACUUUAAGAAUGAAGACAGCUCUCCAACAAACGACGACGACGAUGAAAAUAGCACAUAUACCCUAACAUUCAAUAUUGAAUUUCCACAUGAAAACGAUACCGUUUAUUUUGCACAUAGUUAUCCGUACACUUAUAGCGACCUACAGGACUAUCUAAUGUCAAUACAAAAACAUCCGAUAAAAUCAAAAUUCUGCAAACUGAGGCUUCUUUGUCGAUCACUUGCUGGCAAUAAUGUUUACUGUUUAACCGUAACAGCACCUGUUGCAGACGAUGACUCAACAAAGAAAAAACGUGCCAUUGUCGUCUCGGCACGUGUUCAUCCGGGGGAGACACCAGCCAGUUGGAUGAUGAAAGGGCUUAUGGAUUUUCUGACGGGUGAUUCGUUAAUCGCAAAAAAACUUCGUCAUAAAUUUAUAUUCAAAUUAAUUCCGAUGCUAAAUCCGGAUGGGGUCGUUGUGGGAAAUACACGGUCAAGUUUAACGGGAAAAGAUCUCAAUCGACAAUAUCGUACCGUUAUACGUGAAACAUAUCCAUCAAUUUGGUAUACAAAAACAAUGAUCAAAAGACUGACCGAAGAAUUGGGUGUUAGCUUGUAUUGCGACAUGCACGCUCACUCACGCAAACACAAUAUCUUUAUCUAUGGCUGUGAAAAUAAGCGCGAUCCGGACAAAAAACUUGCCGAACAAGUAUUUCCAUUAAUGUUACACAAAAAUGUAGCUGACAAGUUCUCGUUCGAAAGUUGCAAGUUCAAAGUUCAACGAAAUAAAGAAGGAACGGGUCGGAUCGUUGUAUGGAUGCUUGGCGUUACAAAUAGCUAUACGAUGGAGGCAAGUUUUGGCGGAUCGAGUCUUGGCAGUCGGGCAAUGACGCAUUUUUCAACAGCCGACUUUGAACAAAUUGGCCGAGCAUUUUGUGAGACGCUCUUGGAUUUUUCGGAUGAAAACCCAAACAAAGAAAAACUUCGCAUGAAAAUUUUAAGCAGGUUAAAUGAGGAAGGGUCAAAUGCUGACGAACCGUUGAAUAUACCGCUAUCGGAUUACUCAAGUGAUGAGGGCGAUACGAGCAAUAGCAGUUGCUCUGAAAAUGAAUUAAAUAUUCUGAACAGCGACGAAGAAGGGUUUAUUUGUUGUCAACCAGUGCCAUUAGUUCCACCAUCAUCGCCUGUAUCGCCGUCUAAAAAUAGGCUCAAUAAAAGGUUACAACGGACGAAGGGAAAAAUGACCGGUCGACCGACGAUAUCAACGCUAAAAAAGUCACAUAAAUAUCAUCGUUCAGCUAUCGAUUUACCGACGGCUGAACCAUAUUUGGAAUGCACUAGUGAUUGUGAAGAUUAUAUUGAUAGUCGCAUGACCUCGGCCAAAAAUAGCUUUCGAAUGCAAAUAAAAACUGGGCAACGCUCACAAAUUAACGAAAAACCAAUGACCAACGAAUUGGUCAUUAUGUCUACGCAAAGAUCGGACUCAAACACUGAAUCGCCGGAUGCGUCGAAAAUAGUAUCCGAAAUCAAAGAGAAAUUCAAUACCAUUGCCGUAUCCCAGUUGCCAGCUAUCAAAGGAUCAAAACGGCACAGCACUUGGCAAAAUAUGAAAAAAGUUAGUAAUGUAGACUAUCAACAAACGGUUGAGAAUUUGAAAGUUAAAUUAUCGCUGAAAAAACAAGUUUGGAGCGGUAUGUCGAACUCAUACGAUUCAAAUCAGCUAACCGAGACUAAUAAUUAUCAGCCGUUAUCGUGGGGCAUAUCGGUUGUGAAUAAUAAAAAAAAGCAACCAAAACUAGAUGCCAAUGAGGAACUAUUUGUCGAAUGUAGUCAAAAAUUAAUGAUAUGGAAACAAGACGAGAACAAACGAAAAAAACGCGAUAAACGAAAAAAUGUGAAAAUCAGCAACAUUCCAAAAAUUAUCGUAACCAGCGAAAAAUCAUCAAAUAUUGAUUAUUUGAAAAAAUCCAGAAAGAAAAAACUACCCGCACUGAAUCGUUCAACGUCCGAAUCGCCCGAAAGCACAUUUACACAAAACGCAAACGUUAAACCGAAAGCAAUCGUUCGCUCCAACACCGAGAUUAUUCAAUCGAAAUCGAAAAGCACAUCGAAUAAAACGCACCAUAAAUUUAAAACGGGUGGCAUUGUUGCUACGACAGCGGUAUGCUUGAAACCGGUGAAAAAAUUAAAAAAAUUAUCCGAUUUUACAAAAGCGGACUAUGUCACAAAUAAAACGAGUUUGGGACCGACCGAUUCACCGAUAUGUGGAAAAAUGACGCUGAAGAAAAUCAAAACAAAGUUCAAAAAGAAGAGAAAUGAUGACGAACUUUUAUCCUCACAACAAUCGAUACAAUCAACCGACUGAAUAUGGUGAAUAAUCUGAUUUUGCUCUCAUCUCUCCAUCACCUGAUGUCAACUAUUUGAAUAUCGUUUUUUUUUUCUAUUUGAACAAACAACAAAAAAACUAUCUGAAAUGAAUUGAUAUUGUUCGUGAAUGAGUUAUUAUUUAUGGUUGUCACUCAAACACGAAACACUUGUUUAUUGUCAUAUUGUUCAUUUGUUAUCUUCAUCGCUUGUAUUUCUGUGAUUCAUAAAUAAAGUUAGAGAUAAAUUGGUAGCGUAAAUGCCAAAUAAAAAAAUCAA